Gryllus bimaculatus (two-spotted cricket) is the source of this 1284-nucleotide messenger RNA. The record is from the annotation of a GenBank genome assembly. NCBI's taxonomy places the organism in Eukaryota, Metazoa, Arthropoda, Insecta, Orthoptera, Gryllidae.
AUGAAUGUCAAUGUAUUUCAGUUUUGGGAAGUGAUAUCCGAUGAACAUGGAAUCGAUCCUACAGGAUGUUAUCGUGGUGAUUCCGACUUACAACUGGAACGGAUAAAUGUUUAUUACGUCGAAGCCACAGGUGGAAAAUACGUCCCACGAGCCUGCCUCGUGGACCUGGAGCCCGGAACUAUGGACUCCGUGCGAGCCGGGCCGUUCGGACAGCUGUUUCGACCGGACAACUUCGUGUUCGGACAAUCCGGCGCCGGCAACAACUGGGCCAAGGGCCACUACACCGAAGGCGCCGAGUUGAUCGAUUCCGUGCUGGACGUGGUGAGGAAGGAGGCGGAGAGCUGCGACUGCCUGCAGGGCUUCCAGCUGGCGCACUCGCUGGGCGGCGGCACGGGCUCCGGCAUGGGCACGCUGCUGCUGUCCAAGAUCAGGGACGAGUACCCUGACAGGAUGAUUCUCACCUUUAGUGUCUUCCCGUCGCCCAGGGUGUCGGACACAGUAGUGGAGCCGUACAACGCGUGCCUCUCGAUCCACUUGCUGCUGGAGAACACGGACGAGACGUUCUGCAUCGACAACGAGGCGCUGUACGACAUCUGCUUCCGCACGCUGAAGCUCUCGUGCCCCACGUUCGGAGACCUCAACCACCUCGUCUCCGUGACAAUGUCGGGCGUCACUACUUGCCUUCGCUUCCCGGGCCAGCUGAACGCCGACCUGCGCAAGCUGGCGGUCAACAUGGUGCCGUUCCCGCGCCUGCACUUCUUCGUGCCGGGCUUCGCGCCGCUCACGUCGCGCGGCAGCCAGCACUACCGCUGCCUGACGGUGCCCGAGCUCACGCAGCAGAUCUUCGACGCGAAGAACAUGAUGGCGGCGUGCGACCCGCGCCACGGCCGCUACCUGACGGCGGCGGCCGUCUUCCGCGGCCGCAUGUCCGUCAAGGAGGUGGACGAGCAGAUGCUGAACGUGCAGAACAAGAACAGCACGUACUUCGUGGAGUGGAUCCCGUACAACGUGAAGACGGCGGUGUGCGACAUCCCCCCGCGAGGCCUCAAGAUGUCGGCCACGUUCGUGGGCAACACGACCGCCAUCACGACGCUGAUGAAGCGCAUGUCGGAGCAGUUCACGGCCAUGUUCCGCCGCAAGGCCUUCCUGCACUGGUACCUCGGCGAGGGCAUGGACGAGAUGGAGUUCGCCGAGGCGGAGUCGGACGUGAACGACCUGGUGUCCGAGUACCAGCAGUACGAGGACGUGUCUCCGGAAGAGGAAGGGGAAUACGAAGACGAGUAG